Colletotrichum paranaense is the source of this 1455-nucleotide messenger RNA. Its product is annotated as helix-loop-helix DNA-binding domain-containing protein. Gene Ontology annotation, molecular function: DNA-binding transcription factor activity; protein dimerization activity. Lineage: Eukaryota; Fungi; Ascomycota; Sordariomycetes; Glomerellales; Glomerellaceae. Gene Ontology annotation, cellular component: RNA polymerase II transcription regulator complex. Gene Ontology annotation, biological process: positive regulation of transcription by RNA polymerase II. The transcript has 3 exons. The record is from RefSeq and is a predicted model, not a curated record. The coding region runs from base 1 to 1455 and encodes 484 amino acids.
AUGGACGGACAGCGACCAGCUUCACAGAAGCUUCCUGCGGGAUUAGCAGGGGUACUGAACCCAGACGAAAACCGCGACUCGGCUUAUUAUUCGAGUACAGAUGCCUCAAGCAAGCAUAACUCUGCGGCAUCAGGCGUUGUGCACCAUGCCCUCAGCCCCACGGGGUCGGGCUACCAAUCUUCGCUGGCAGACAAGACACCUUCGCCUGUCACGGCUAACAUGAUCCCUCAGCUGGUGUCGCCUGGGCAGAGCAACAUGAGCGUCGCCGCCAUGGUAUCGCCAACAACCCCCGGCAGUGCUGACCCGCGUCGAUUCGAGCGCCCGACAUCCCUGGAUUCUGGAGUGGUUCACGACAUCAUGGGGCCUGGUUCUCGAAGAGAGAGUGUGGACAGCCGGAUAAAUCAGGGUUUUCACGACAUGAGAUUGGGCGGGAACUCGCCCUACGCUAGUCACAACCAGUCGACUACUUCAAUUCAGAAUACUCUCAACCAGCAGCGCAACCCUCGCCCCGGUUUGGACAAUCUUUCCGUACACCGUAUCUCCAAUGGAUACCAGCCCAGCAGCGACAGGAACCCCGAGCACCCAAAGAUCAUCCGGACCGCACCGGCCAUCACAGGCCCCGCGACGAGCAACAUCGCCCGAGCUGCGGAGCCCACCAAGGGUCAGGCGUGGGCUUUCCCAGAGGAAGAGAUACAACGAAUCAGCCACCACGAGCAAUACUUGGACUCUAGACGUAGCAGUAUCGCCGAGUCCAUAGCUAGUAGCCAGUUCACCACGGAAUCGAGACUACCGCCUGGCCAAAGACGUUUGGACGAGCCUGCCGACUUCAACAACCGUCUAUCAAGCACCUCUUCCGACUUCCCUCCGGUUCAUCACCACUCGUUGCAGCACAAGCAAAUUGGGGAUUUGCGCGACGACGACGCAGCCUCGCGGACGGGCUCACAACCCUACAGCCGCACGCCCGAGCUGCGUAAGAGUCACAAGUUGGCGGAACGCAAGAGAAGGACUGAGAUGAAGGAAUUGUUCGAUCAACUGCGUGACUUGAUGCCACAGGAACGAGGUUCAAAAGCCUCCAAGUGGGAAAUUCUUACCAAAGCCAUUUCCGAGCAUCAACGAAUGGCAGACGUCAUGCGCAUGGUGCAGUCGCAAAACACAACGUUGGCUCAGGAAAACGACGGUCUCCGACAAGACAACCACAACUUGCGUGUAGACAUUCAGCGUCUCCAGAAUGAGUUGCACAACACGAGGCUACAGCAAUCCCCCACAGGCCAGGCGCCGCCUCAAUCUCAAGUCCCUCCCCCCCAAGCGGUAGGGUAUCAGGCGGAUCCUUACGCGGCUCGCCGUGAGUUGCCGCCAAUCCGAGGGCUAAACGGCAACAUGCCCAACCCCGACUCCAUGACGGGCGUCCAGUAUGAGGCUCCCAGAGUUAACGGCUAUCGUCCCGAGAGGUACUGA